UUUGAUCCUAUCAAUGAUACAGUCAAGUCACUCUUACAUACUCGGCAAUCGGAAUACUCUUCAGCUCUACCGAUCACGAUAUGGGCCGGGACUUAUAAUCUGAAUGGGCGAAUACCAUCUGCGUUGACUAGUGAAGAUCUUAUGAAAUGGCUGUGGCCAGUCGGAUCCAACGAGCCGGAUAUCAUGGUCAUCGCCUUCCAAGAAAUUGUCAAAUUGUCUCCUCAACAAAUCAUGAUCACCGAUCCAGAAAAAAAACGUAGAUGGGAGCAAACCAUCAUGACAUCUCUCGAGCGACGUCCAGAUAAGAAGAGUUCAUACGUGAUCUUACGUUCAGAUCAAUUAGUUGGUACCGCUUUAAUCAUCUUGGUCAAGUCCGAUAUGGUAAAUGAAGUCAGAUCGGUAGAAGCAACAACUAAAAAGACUGGUUUGAAAGGAAUGGCAGGAAACAAGGGAGCUGUUUCGAUUCGAUUACAGUAUCAUGAUUCUAGUUUUUGUUUUGUUACGGCUCAUUUUGCUGCCGGAUAUAACAAUGUUGAAGAAAGAAAUCAUGAUUAUCUUACGAUUUAUAAUGAACUUGAAUUCUUAAAGGGCAAGACCAUUUCCAGUCAUGAGAAUGUUAUUUGGGCUGGUGAUUUCAACUACCGGAUUGGCGGAGGUCUGAGUAACGAGUUUGUACGCCAAGCGGUCGUGGAAAAGGAUCUUACAACAUUACUAGCUGCUGAUCAGUUACUGGCGAACAUGUCAACCCAAGCUGUAUUCCCGAAAUAUUUGGAAGGUCCUAUCACAUUUCCACCCACUUAUAAAUAUGACAUCGGCACAGACCGCUAUGACACAAGUGAGAAGCUAAGAAUACCCGCUUGGACAGAUCGGAUUUUGUAUCUAGGGGAUGAUCUCGAUUUAACCAAUUAUUCAAGAGCUGAACUUAAAGUCUCAGAUCAUAGACCAGUCUACGCUAUCAUCAGAGCAAAGGUUAGAGUCGUAGAUCGGGUAAAAAAAGAUGCUAUUAGGAAAGAAGUUACACAAAGCGUUUCACUGAAACGCGUUCGAAGUCAGAUUUUGGGACCCAUAAUAUGUGAUUGUAAGUUUGAAGAUCAUUUUUGA
Molecule: messenger RNA, 1101 nt
Organism: Melampsora larici-populina 98AG31
Lineage: Eukaryota; Fungi; Basidiomycota; Pucciniomycetes; Pucciniales; Melampsoraceae
Exons: 9
Biological process (GO): phosphatidylinositol dephosphorylation
Cellular component (GO): membrane; cytoplasm
Molecular function (GO): phosphatidylinositol-4,5-bisphosphate 5-phosphatase activity; phosphatidylinositol-3,5-bisphosphate 5-phosphatase activity
Source: RefSeq, a predicted model, not a curated record